AUGUAUAUAUGCACUUCUCGUGUCGCUGUCUAUGGCUGCAUCGUGAUAGUUAGUGAAUCCUGCGUUACACUGUCUGGUAUCUGUUGGCGGCAUCUCAUACAGCUUCUCCGCAUCUCACCACAGCCCCUCCCAAUCGCACCACAGCCCCUCCCCAUCUCACCAUGGCCCCUCCCCAUCUCAUCAAGGCCCCUCCCCAUCUCACCACAACCCCUCCCCAUUUCAUCACAGCCCCUCCCCAACUCACCACGGCCCCUCCCCAUUUCACCACAGCCCCUCCCCAUUUCAUCACAGCCCCUCCCCAACUCACCACAGCCCCUCCCCAUCACAACAGUCCGUCUGCAUCUCAACACAACCCCUCCCCAUCUUACCACAACCCCUCCCUAUCUCACUGCAGUCCCUCCCAUUCUCAACAGUCCGUCUGCAUCUCAACACAACCCCUCCCCAUCUUACCCCAACCCCUCCCUUCUCACCAAAGCCCCUCCUCAAUCCCGCCAGGGCCCCUCUCCAAUUGCACCGACCCCAUCCCUCACUGCACCAGAGCCCCUCCUCAAUCUCGCCAGGGCCCCUCUCCCAUUGCACCAACCCCAUCCCUCAUUGCACCAACCCCAUCCCUCAUUGCACCAGAGCCCCUCCUCAAUCUCGCCAGGGCCCCUCUCCCAUUGCACCGACCCCAUCCCUCAUUGCACCAGAGCCCCUCCUCAAUCUUGCCAGGGCCCCUCUCCCAUUGCACAGACCCCAUCCCUCAUUGCACCAGAGCUCCUCCCUCAGUGCACUAGAGCCCCUCUCUCGUCUCUCUACAGCCCCUCCUCAAUCUCGCCAGGGCCCCUCUCCCAUUGCACUGACCCCCUCCCUCAUUGCACCAGAGCCCCUCCUCAAUCUCGCCAGGGCCCCUCUCCCAUGCACCGACCCCAUCCCUCAUUGCACCAGAGCUCCUCCCUCAUUGCACUAGAGCCACUCUCUCGUCUGUCCACAGCCCCUCCUCAAUCUCGCCAGGGCCCCUCUCCCAUUGCACCGACCCCAUCCCUCAUUGCACCAGAGCCCCUCCUCAAUCUCGCCAGGGCCCCCUCUCCCAUGCACCGACCCCAUCCCUCAUUGCACCAGAGCUCCUCCCUCAUUGCACUAGAGCCCCUCUCUCGUCUGUCCACAGCCCCUCCUCAAUCUCACAAGGGCCCCUCUCCCAUUGCACCAACCCCCAUCCCUCAUUGCACCAGAGCUCCUCCCUCAUUGCUCUAG
Haliotis rufescens (red abalone) is the source of this 1233-nucleotide messenger RNA. Its product is annotated as vegetative cell wall protein gp1-like. The record is from RefSeq and is a predicted model, not a curated record. The coding region runs from base 1 to 1233 and encodes 410 amino acids. The transcript has a single exon. Lineage: Eukaryota; Metazoa; Mollusca; Gastropoda; Lepetellida; Haliotidae.